AUGGCCGCCCCCUCUCCCUCCGCGAAGCCGGUCGUGCCCCUGCCGCAGAAUGACAACGUCGCGCACGCCCUCGCCGGCGCCGGCGGCGGCAUCCUCUCCAUGGUGCUAACCUACCCCCUGAUCACGCUCUCGACGCGGGCGCAGGUCGAGUCGCGGCGGGGCGAGACGGCGUUCCUGGCGGCGGUGCGGGCGCUGGUGGCGCGCGAGGGCGUCGCGGGGCUGUACGCGGGGCUGGGCAGCGCCGUGCUCGGCAUCAGCGUGACCAACUUCGUGUACUACUACUGGUACGAGUGGACGCGGGGCGUGUUCGAGGCGGCCGCGCGGCGGGCCGGCCGCGCGUCGCGCAAGCUGACCGCCGUCGAGGCCAUGGUCGCCGGCGCGCUCGCCGGCUCCGCCACCGUCGUGCUGACCAACCCCAUCUGGGUCGUCAACACGCGCAUGACGACGCGCCGCGCCGCGGACCACGACGCCGAUCCCGCGCCCGCGGCCGACGGCGCCGAGGAAUCCGACGCGGCGGCGAGCGCACCUGAGGCCGAGGCCGAGGUCGGAGAGAAGAGCGAGGCGAAGCGCCCGCCGCGCCCGACGACGACGCUCGGGACGCUGCUGGCGCUGCUGCGCGAGGAGGGCCCGCAGGCGCUGUUCCGCGGGGUGGUGCCGGCGCUGGUGCUGGUGGCGAACCCGAUCCUGCAGUACACGCUGUUCGAGCAGCUGCGCAACGCGUACGAGCGGCGGCGGCGGCGGUCGGCCACGCCGGCCGUCGCCUUCGUGCUCGGCGCGCUCGGCAAGCUCUUCGCCACCACCAUCACCUACCCCUACAUCGUCGUCAAGAGCCGCAUGCACGUCGCCGACGCCGCCGCUGCCACCGCCGACGGCCGCCGCCCCGACGGCAUGAUGGCUGCCCUCGGCCGCGUCAUCAGGGAGGAAGGCUACGCGGGGUUGUAUAAGGGCAUCGGGCCCAAGGUCACGCAGAGCGUGCUGACGGCCGCCUUCCUGUUCGCCUUCAAGGACGUGCUGUACGAGCAGACGAUCCGGCUGCGGGGCGCCGUCGCCCGGCGGGCCAUCAAGGCGGCGUAA
Messenger RNA from Durotheca rogersii, 1074 nucleotides. RefSeq names its product mitochondrial carrier. The coding region runs from base 1 to 1074 and encodes 357 amino acids. Gene Ontology annotation, molecular function: AMP transmembrane transporter activity; coenzyme A transmembrane transporter activity; FMN transmembrane transporter activity. Gene Ontology annotation, cellular component: peroxisomal membrane. The record is from RefSeq and is a predicted model, not a curated record. Lineage: Eukaryota; Fungi; Ascomycota; Sordariomycetes; Xylariales; Xylariaceae. The transcript is spliced from 3 exons.